UUUGGGGAGAGAUAUGUCCAAAUGUUUGUUAGAGGUCCCGCCUUUGUGAAGGCCGUCUUUCGCUCAUUUAAUCCCUUCUCUCUCGCCUCCAUUUCCAACCGUUUCCUCUCCUCUUCUUUUCCUACGGUUCUCCCUUCAAUUUGUUCUGCCACUCUCCCUCUCUCUCGUGCCCAGAUAACGUUCUUCUUCCUUUUCAUUCAUUUUCCUUUUGCUUUCACAUUUUCCUUCGCUGCUGGGUUCUGUGUUUCGCAGAAGCAGUGAAGGAUUGCCAAACAUGAACCACAAAGCCUCCGUCUCUAAGGAGCUCAAUGACAAGUUUACCAAGGUUUGCCAACUUCCAUUUUGAUACAUCUUAUUCUUCCCGUUUCUUACCAUAUGCAGAUCUUAGAGGGCCUACUUAAACUUCCUGAAAACAAGGAAUGUGCUGACUGCCGAAACAAGGCACCACGAUGGGCAAGUGUGAAUCUAGGAAUUUUCAUAUGCAUGCAGUGCUCAGGAAUUCACCGAAGUCUUGGGGUGCAUAUAUCAAAGGUGCGUUCUACAACUUUGGAUACAUGGUUGCCAGAACAAGUCUCUUUCAUGCAAUUCAUGGGUAAUGAGAAGUCAAAUGCGUAUUGGGAAGCAGAACUGCCACCAAAUUUUGAUAGAAUUGGCUUUGGGCUCGAGAAGUUUAUUUGUUCCAAGUAUGUGGAGAAAAGGUGGGCUAAAAUUGGUGGAGUAAAUCCAGCUUCAAAAGCAGGUGAAAUAAUCUGUAAUCUGAAUCUGAAUGUGCCACCAGCUGGUCCCAAGGUUGGCUUUUCAAGGGCUAAUAGGAGACUUUCUCUUGAGGAAAGCAUUCUCACAAGCCACAUGGAACAGAUCCUGCCUCCGGUGACAAGACAUCGUGGGGGUUCUCUUGACAUUCCAAAAAGUACCACCCCUCCUCCAGUAAGGAGGCACUACCCAUCACUUGAUUUUGACAAUUCCCCGGUAAACAAUGGCAAUGCUGACUUUUUCAGCAUGUUUGGCAUCCAUGGUGAUAAGAAGGACACCGUAACUGUACCUCCCACUAGCUGGACAACAUUUGACUGAGUUGUGUCUAUACUGCGAGUUUAAAGACUGUUCAGCUAGCCCUUGGUGUAGAUGUCGCAAUUUUAUAGUUGCAGAGGACGUUGGGAGAAUAACAGUGUUUGAUGACUGAGAUUUGGAUGAACAUGCAUGCCCAAGGGCAAGUCAGACUUCAGGAUAUAAAUAGCAAACAUCAAACAUAUAUUAUUUUGGGGCUUAUUUUCUUACAGAUACAGUCAUCUUCCAUGUAAUGCUUUGAUUUGCACUGUAGCUCCAAGUGUUGUAUUGUUUCGCUAGAUAAGGAUAGUACUUUAUAAUA
Molecule: messenger RNA, 1366 nt
Organism: Prosopis cineraria
Lineage: Eukaryota; Viridiplantae; Streptophyta; Magnoliopsida; Fabales; Fabaceae
Product: probable ADP-ribosylation factor GTPase-activating protein AGD15
Exons: 9
Coding region: 376-1071 (231 amino acids)
Molecular function (GO): GTPase activator activity
Source: RefSeq, a predicted model, not a curated record